AAUUUUUGGAAAAUUCAUCUUUUUUCAAUUUAUAAUGUUUAGAUUGCUAUCUGAUCAAUAAAUUAUUUAUCCUUAAUAAAAUCAAAACGAAUCUUUUGUAAGUAAGUAAAUAAAUAAAUAAGCAAAUAAAUUAGUUAAUAAAUAAAUAUCUUUGUUAUCAAAAAUGUUUUCAACUUUAUUAAGUUUAAUAAGCAAGCAAACAGGCAAAAUCGAAAAUAAGGCAAAUUCUGCUGAGAUUUUGAUAGGAACAAUAGACUAGAGCACAACAGCAACAAAAUUUGUUGUUUUUGAUACUCAUGGUUAAUUGAUCGACAAGGAAAUUAUUCCUCAUGAUCAAAUAACUCUUCAUCCAGGCUGGCUCGAACACAAUCCAGAAUAAAUCUUAGUGAAUACCCAUCAAGCUAUUAAUAAUACCAUCAAAAGAAUAGAAGAAAAAGGUUACAAAAGAGAAAACAUCAAGACAAUUGGAAUUACAAAUCAGAGAGAGACUGUAGUGGCAUGGAACAAAAACACAGGUAAAUCUUAUCAUAACGCUAUUGUAUGGAGCGAUACUAGAACUCAUGAAAUUUGCAAGAGAUGGCUUGCUAAACACGACAACAAUAGCAAUAUAUAUUCAAAAAUAACUGGAUUGCCAAUUAAUACAUAUUUUUCAGCAUUCAAAAUAAGAUGGUUGAUUGAAAAUGUUCCUGAAAUCUAAAAAGAGUUAGAUGAAAAUGUCAUCUUUGGAACAAUGGACUCUUGGGUUAUAUGGAAUUUGACAAACAAAUUGCAUUUGACUGAUGUAACAAAUGCCUCCAGAACAUUUUUGCUCAACAUCAACACUUUGUAGUAUGAAGAAAAAAUAUUGAAUGAAUUUGGUAUUCCUAGCAAAUGUUUACCAAAAGUUUUGUCCAGUGCUGAAAAUUAUGGUGUCAUUGAAAAUGGAUUGCUUAAAGGUAUUAGCAUCGGAGCUUGUAUGGGAGAUUAGCAAGCUGCUAGUUUAGGUCAUGGAUUAUUUUAAGUAGGAGACUCUAAAAAUACCUAUGGUACAGGCUGUUUCUUAUUAGUAAACAUUGGCAACACUCCUGUUUACAAAGAAGGAGGCUUGUUAACUACAGUUCUCUAUAAGUUAGGUUAAGAUAAGCCUACCUAUUAUGCUUUUGAAGGAUCUAUCGAAGUAGGAGGAUCUUCAAUUAACUGGGCUAGAGACAAUCUAGGACUUUUUAAAACAUAUGAUGAACUGCAAAGAUUAGUGGAAAGCAUUGAUGAUAGUGGCGAUCUAUGUUUUGUACCAGCUUUUAGUGGCUUGUUUUCACCUUACUGGAGGGAAGAUGCAGCAGGUUGCAUACUUGGUUUAUCUUUACAUACUAAAAGAGAACAUAUUUUAAGAGCUUUAUUAGAAGGCAUUGCUUACAGAACUAAAGAUGUAAUUGAAACUGUUGAAUCAUCUACAGGAAAUAAAAUAGAAAGCUUGAAAGUUGAUGGUGGUUUGACUAAUAGUGCUUUUUUGAUGAGAUUUUAGGCUGAUAUAUUACAAAGAAAAGUAUUGUAAACAAGAGUUGCUGAAAGUACCUGCCUUGGAGUUGCUUUUGCUGCAGGUUUGACUGCAUAGAUCUAUAAAGAUAUCGAAGACAUAAAGAAAUGCAUUUAAAUUGAUAGAUAAAUAGAACCCCAUAUUGAGUUUUAAGAGAAAUCGAAACAGCUUUAUAAAAAGUGGCAAUUAGCUGUUGAAAAAUCUUUAAAAUGGAAAGAUUGAGUUUGUUAUUUAUUUGUUUAUUUCUUAUUUGUAAAAUAUAAUUUUUAUAAUUACUUAAUUUGUAAAAAAUUUAAAUACUUUAGGUUUCUAUAAUGCUUGCUUUUAUUGCUUAACAUUUGUGUGUUUUUUAUGCAUUUUAAACUUUUUGAGUAUUUUUAGAUUUAAAUCAAAAUAGACAGA
This is a messenger RNA of Tetrahymena thermophila SB210, 1915 nucleotides long. RefSeq names its product proteobacterial glycerol kinase-like protein. Gene Ontology annotation, molecular function: glycerol kinase activity. Gene Ontology annotation, cellular component: mitochondrion. The transcript has 8 exons. The record is from RefSeq and is a predicted model, not a curated record. Lineage: Eukaryota; Ciliophora; Oligohymenophorea; Hymenostomatida; Tetrahymenidae. Gene Ontology annotation, biological process: glycerol-3-phosphate biosynthetic process; triglyceride metabolic process; glycerol metabolic process.